Spodoptera exigua (beet armyworm) is the source of this 2879-nucleotide messenger RNA. Lineage: Eukaryota; Metazoa; Arthropoda; Insecta; Lepidoptera; Noctuidae. The record is from the annotation of a GenBank genome assembly.
AUGCGACGGGAUAGACUGAACCAGUCUGUUGCCGAUCUCGCGUCUAUGGUGCCUCCAGUUGUGGCAGCUAGGCGAAAGUUGGACAAGACGACUGUAUUGCGUCUCACAGCACACUAUUUACGAGCUCACCAAUACGUAUUUGGUGACUCGAUUGGGAAAUCCCCACAAGAUUUCAGCGCGGCUUCGAUCCAAAAGGUUUUAAGCAUGUUUAACGGAUUCCUGAUAACUACAACGUAUAGGGGCAUCAUCGUGGUCGUCUCCCAAAAUGUCAACCAAUAUCUGGGUUAUAAUGAGCUUGACCUACUUGGUCAAAAUCUUCACACAAUAACCCAUGAAGCAGAUCGGAACUUACUACGCGACCAACUGAUGCCAAGGUCCCAGAAACUGGGUCCAAAUGGAGAACUCUUGAUACCGGACGAACCUGACGCCAUUAAAAAAGUCAAAAGGGCUUUGGCAAACGAGAAACGGCAAUUUGUAAUAAGGCUUAAGAAGUUGGGCCAGCGGUCUGAGCCUAACCAGUACAUAACAUGUCACGUGGAAGGGUCCCUGAGGAAGUCUGACCGUGCGUGCCGUACCUACAACCGUUGUUGUCAGGUCGUGCGCCGCGCGAGGGCCAGGUCUGACAACCCGUGCUCCAGCGGCAACGAUAUCGUGUUUAUAGGUAUUGUGCGACCCACGAGCGAAACAUUCAUCAACGAGAGUGCUCUCGAAUCAUACCGUAUGGAGUAUCGCACCAGGCACUCGAUCGACGGCGAGAUUAUACAAUGCGAUUCUCGCAUUGCUCUCGUCACCGGCUACAUGACGCACGAAGUCAGCGGAGUGAAUGCAAUGAACUUCAUGCACCGCGACGAUGUGCGCUGGGUCAUCAUCGCCCUUCGAGAGAUGUAUGACCAGCAUCGGCUAUUUGGCGAAUCCUGCUACCGACUCAUUACCAAGAAUGGUCAGUCCAUCUACAUGAGGACACGCGGCUGUCUCGACGUCGACCGGGACUCGCGUGCCGUCACGAGUUUCGUGUGCACCAACACUGUUGUCGACGAGGAAGAAGGCAAACAAUUAAUAAAACUUAUGAAAAGGAAAUUCAGGCUAUUGGUAAACAGCAAUGAAUCCCCUAGAGUGGAUGAAAUCGAAGAUGCUCAGGAUGAAAUUGAGAAUGACGAUUCUGACGAGACGGUUCCGGUUGAGGACCCACGGCGCCUCGAACAAGUCAUUCUACAUUUGGUAACAAAUUUACCAUCGCCUGCACCACCGGAAUCUAAUCAAGAGCCAAAUUCGUCACCGCAUAAAAACAAAUCGCCACAUCAUCUUACUAUCAUUCCUCCAAACAAAGAGCGAAUAGUUAGCGCGAUUGAGAAAAUCUACAACGUUAUCAAGGCGGUCCCGAGGGAUUCUAAUUACGAAGAGGGAAGUAGCUACGCUGGUUCAAGCCACAGCACUCCCAAGUAUAACAACACGAACCAAAUUGAAACGACCGUAGCUCCUCCACAGAAGGCACAUAAUAUGGUCCCAUACCAAAGCUGUCACGUGUCAAACUAUGUGCAAGUUCCCGAGAACACCUUUAGAUACCCUCCACCAACCGCUAACUUGACACCACCACAAGAGGAAUACAAUCCGCCAUCGAUCCUGAACACAGUGGCGUCCCCUGAUUUGGGCUAUUUUGAUUCGUCACCGAGUCAAUUUUCUGACUUUACGCCAUUCUUUGGUAAUUUUGAUCAGAAUGAUAAUGCUGAUGACAUUUUCUAUGAGCAACCCUUUGCUGCUACCGUGGAAGAACUUCCAUAUGACACACCAGAACCGGCGCACUUCAUGCCGUCCCAAUAUUCAUUGCCUACAGACUUGUUCCAACCGACUCUGUACCCUCAACCGAGCACAAGUACCUACACCUGUGGGAUUAAAAGGCCUAAUGAUUUCGACGAUUUCGACGUUGCCUACAAAAAGAAGGUGACAGAAACUGAUGUCAUCCGAACAAAUGAUCAAUGUUCAGACUCAGGAUCAUCCCUGGAGUCAUUAUUUGAUGAAUCAUUUUUGGACACCGAUCAAAUUGAAUCGGCAUUGAAUUCCUUGGACGAAAUUGAUCCAUCGUUUCCUGAUUUAUUGAUUUCAACGGACGUCCAAGAUAUUUUGGGGCAGAUUGAGAAAGAAGCAGAGGAUCAAAAGCUUGAAGGUUUCGACUUUUCGGAUUAUGAAUAACUUGUUACUAUGAAUAUCCUUAAUGGUAACGUUUUGUUAUAAUUUAUCUACUAAAAUGGUAGGUGGAUCAAAAUUGUUUUUUUGUUCAGUGUUCAAUUGAUUCUGUUGGAAGCAGCUGUUGAAUGUAGCACUGAUGUUAAAGAAGAAGCUACUUAAAAACGCUACAUCAACGGCUAUAAUCAUUUGUCUCGGACAUUUUCGAAACGAUUUUCUGAGACCUGAAUACAUUAACUUGCAAAGAUCUCGGAAAAAUAUAUGUUAUGUCGAUUUAAUUAUAAUAUUAUGGUAGAUAUUAAGAAUUCAUUUUUAGCUUGUUAUUUUUUAGCUGUUAUAGAGAAACGGAUUUAGUGUCAUUCACCUUUAAUAUUGAGAUGUCAAAAUUACGGGUCCUUGUAGGUAGUCACUGUUCAGCGUAACAUGUGAAUAGGUGUUAAGCAAAUUAAAAAAUACUAUUGGCAUUUAGUUGGUGAAUAUUGUACUGUUGUUUUCAUUAUCAUCAACUCAGCGGUUUCACGUAUUGCGGGGUUAUUUCAAAAGAAUACCAGCAUCGUAGUGACUUUAGAAUGGCGUUUAGUUGGUGUAUCUCAUCAAAUGUUUAAAGAAGUAAGUUUUUUUUUAUUAUAACCCUCUAUUCAUCAAUGUUGUUAGCCCAGGAUGUCACUGGUUAGUUUUAAAAAGUUGUUCUAAAAUGG